AUGGAUGUUGUAUUGAGGGAGGCAAACAACUUCUUGUUUAUGAGGAACAAUAGCUUGAAGCUAGAUUGGUCUACACGUUUCGACAUUUGUUUAGGUAUAGCAAAAGGUCUAGCUUAUCUUCAUGAAGAGUCACGGCUAAGAAUCGUCCACAGAGAUGUGAAGGCAAGCAACAUUCUACUAGACUCUAAUCUGAAUCCUAAAAUAUCAGAUUUUGGUUUGGCCAAGCUUUAUGAUGACAAUAAGACUCACAUUAGUACUCAUGUUGCUGGAACAAUUGGCUAUCUUGCACCAGAAUAUGCCAUGCACGGACAUCUUAUAAAGAAAGUCGACGUGUUUGCUUUUGGUGUUGUGGCGCUAGGGACUAUCAGUGGCAGGCCGAACUCUGCUCCUAAUUUGGAAGAAGAACAAAUAUAUCAUCUUGAAUGGGCUUGGAACUUACAAGAACAAAACAAUGAAGCUGAUCUUGUGGAUUUAGAGUUAUCCGAAUUCGAUGAAGUUGAAGUGGGAAGACUCAUAAGAGUAGCUCUUUUAUGCAAUCAAACAUCACCAAUAUCAAGGCCAUCAAUGUAUAGAGUUGUGGCAAUGCUUUCAGGAGAUAUUGAAGUAAGCACUCAAAUCUCAAGGCCUGGUUACUUGGCUGACUGGAGUUUGGAUAUUCUAAGCAACAUAUUAAGUGAUGUUGCAACUAUAGGAACUGAUUCUACCUACUAUGAUUCGCCUGCUAGUACGAGCAUGGUGGGGGAUGCAUUUCCAUCGCCUGCCAAAGGCGCCACUCGUCCAAUUCUUCAAAGCUACAAGUCCAAAGGCUUUGGUUCAUACAUGUUCCACUUUGUUCACACCAAACAAAGGUCGACUCCAACUGAGACUAGCCCUUCCGCCCGAGUGGCCAAGAGGGCCAGGGUUGAGCCUGAGCUGAUAACGGAGGUCACUCCCGAGGCACCUCCUUCGGCCCCACUGGUGUCUAGUCCUAUCGCAGAGGUAGAGCCAUCCUUGCCCAUGCCAGUUCCUCCCAGUAUCACUGAUGUGGGUGCCUCCUCUGAUGCUCUUGUUGAGAAAGAGCAAGAGGUUAAGGUUUCAUGGGACAAGGCACAAGAGGAUUAUUUAGGACUGCCUUCUCUUGCUUCUACUUGA
Molecule: messenger RNA, 1131 nt
Organism: Humulus lupulus (European hop)
Lineage: Eukaryota; Viridiplantae; Streptophyta; Magnoliopsida; Rosales; Cannabaceae
Product: probable LRR receptor-like serine/threonine-protein kinase At1g56140
Exons: 6
Coding region: 1-1131 (376 amino acids)
Biological process (GO): protein phosphorylation
Molecular function (GO): ATP binding; protein kinase activity
Source: RefSeq, a predicted model, not a curated record